AUGCCUUUAAGCAACAAUGUAAUCGGUUGCAUCAACUUCAUCUCCGUCCUCCUCUCAAUUCCGGUCAUCGGCGCCGGAAUCUGGUUAGCCAUGGGAACCGUAAACUCAUGCGUCAAGCUUCUUCAAUGGCCAGUAAUAAUCCUCGGAAUCUUAAUCCUCCUCGUGGGUCUCGCUGGUUUCAUCGGAGGGUUUUGGAGAAUCACAUGGCUUCUCGUUAUUUACUUAAUUGCCAUGCUUGCUCUCAUCGUACUUUUAGGUAUUCUUGUCGGGUUUAUUUACAUGGUUACCAUUAGAGGCUCUGGUCAUCCAGAGCCAAAUAGAGCAUAUCUCGAGUAUAGUCUUCAAGAUUUCUCUGGUUACUUACGUCGAAGAGUUCAGAGAUCUUAUAAAUGGGAUAGGAUCCGUACUUGUUUGAGUACUACUAGUCUUUGUCCUGAAUUGAAUCAGAGUUUCUCUACGGCUCAAGAUUUCUUCAAUGCUCGUCUUAGUCCCAUUCAAUGCGUGAACUCGUUAAUCGAGGAAAAUUAG
This is a messenger RNA of Thlaspi arvense, 528 nucleotides long. NCBI's taxonomy places the organism in Eukaryota, Viridiplantae, Streptophyta, Magnoliopsida, Brassicales, Brassicaceae. The record is from the annotation of a GenBank genome assembly.